This is a messenger RNA of Xyrauchen texanus (razorback sucker), 2808 nucleotides long. Its product is annotated as transcription factor Sox-8-like. The coding region runs from base 104 to 1468 and encodes 454 amino acids. Gene Ontology annotation, biological process: neural crest cell development; morphogenesis of an epithelium; negative regulation of transcription by RNA polymerase II. NCBI's taxonomy places the organism in Eukaryota, Metazoa, Chordata, Actinopteri, Cypriniformes, Catostomidae. Gene Ontology annotation, molecular function: RNA polymerase II cis-regulatory region sequence-specific DNA binding; DNA-binding transcription factor activity, RNA polymerase II-specific. The transcript has 3 exons. The record is from RefSeq and is a predicted model, not a curated record. Gene Ontology annotation, cellular component: nucleus.
UGACGCUGCUCUCAUCAGUGCGAACGCAUCACGAACGGACUGUAAAAACAAAGUUUCUGACCAGGCGGAUUAAGAAGCUCGGGUGUACAAUCAGCAGUUGAGAAUGACAGAGGAGCGGGAUAAGAGCAGCGCGGAGCCGCCGUGCAGUCCCGCCGACUCGUGCAGCUCGCAGUCGCAGGUCGAGUCGGAUUCUGACGCGCCGUCUUCUCCUGCUGGAUCGGACGGACACGUGUCGCUCAUGAUGACAGAACUGGGAAAUAAACUGGAGGAUGAGGACGAACGCUUCCCAGCUUGUAUCCGGGACGCGGUGUCGCAGGUUCUGAAGGGGUAUGACUGGUCCCUUGUGCCCAUGCCGGCGCGAGGCAGUGGCGCGAUGAAGAGUAAACCGCAUGUGAAAAGACCCAUGAACGCAUUUAUGGUUUGGGCUCAAGCCGCGCGCAGGAAACUUGCGGAUCAGUAUCCACAUCUUCACAACGCCGAACUCAGCAAAACACUCGGGAAACUCUGGAGACUGUUAACUGAGAAUGAGAAGAGACCGUUUGUGGAGGAAGCCGAGAGACUCCGAGUCCAACACAAGAAAGAUCAUCCGGAUUAUAAAUACCAGCCCAGACGAAGGAAGGUUGUAAAAUUGGGACAGGGCGAGUCUGAUGCUGGGCCCGACUUCAGCCAUCCCAUGUAUAAAGUUGAACCUGGAAUGGGGGGUUUAUCCAAUCAUCACGCCAACCUCACAGGUCAGCCCCAUGGACCCCCAACACCCCCGACCACGCCUAAAACUGACCUUCAUCAUGGGGGAAAGCAAGAUUUAAAGCAUGAAGGACGACGUUUGCUUGACAGCAAUCGACAGAACAUUGACUUCAGCAACGUUGACAUUUCCGAGCUUAGCACAGAUGUCAUCAGCAAUAUAGAAACCUUCGAUGUCCACGAGUUUGACCAGUACUUGCCUCUCAGUGGUCACACCGGAGCCACCCCUAUGACCUCAGAGCACGGUCACAGACCGAGCAGCAGCUCGGGAGGUGUGUACGUUACGUCCUAUGGCCAACUGGUGAGCAACGGUCCUGCCUGGAGUCACAAAGUGGCUACAAUGUCCUCAUUGCCCGGUGUGAGCGAAGUGGGUCAGCACAGACCACACAUUAAAACUGAGCAGUUAAGCCCGACUCACUACAGCGAGCACUCGCCGUCGCAGACCGAGUACAGCACGUAUAGCGCUCAGGCGUGUGUCACAUCGGCAGCCUCCUUCUCGGCCAUUGCCUCGUUCUCCAGCACACAGUGUGACUAUACAGACCUUCAGAGCUCCAACUACUACAGCCCAUAUCCCAGCUACCCGUCCGGGCUGUACCAGUACCCGUACUUCCAUUCCUCCCGGCGGCCAUACGGAAGCCCAAUACUGAACAGCAUAUCCAUUCCUCCUCCUCCCAGUCCCACCGCUAACUGGGAUCAGCCGGUUUACACCACAUUAUCCAGACCAUGAGGCGCGGCUGACCGGAACUAUACUGUUACUCUGCUACACUAAUGAAGGACAGCAUUGGCUAAGUGUUUUUUUGUGACUGAACACAAAUAAAUGAGUGCCUGCUGAUUUCUACAUAUCAUGCCAUUAUUGAUCUCUUCCAAAAUUAGUCCAAAAUUCUUGGACCACUUGAAAAUCUAGGAUUGUUUAGUUUUUUUUUGUCUUUAAACCAGGAAAUGAACAAAAAGGUUUAAGAUUUAUCUAAAUCUGAUGAAAUGUAUUAGAUUCAGCACUAUUAUUAUGUCACUAAUCAAGUGUAAGCAAAUUAAAUCAACGAUGCUCUUUGGAACAUUCUCAAGUCAUGCUGUGAAUUUCUGAUGACAUAUUUUGUCACUUAAUCCUGGACGGUUGGCGCUAAAUGUGCUGAAUUAGUGCCUGUACAACCAGCUGAAAUCCUCUGUGAGGAACAGCAGUCACUACAGCCCGUUUCCUGACCCGCAUGUGUGCUUUCACUCUUUGUGAUUCACCAAAAUUGAGCUAGAGAUGAAUAAAGAACAGGUGGAGAAACACACACACACACACGUGUACUGGGACCAAUAAAGUGCUUUUGAAAUUUGAAGGAACUUUUUUAUGUCAACUGCUAAUUAUUAUUUUUACCCAAAUGUCUUAAUGAAAUCUGUAAUAUACUGUAUAUUUAUGUAAUAUGUUUGCCAUUUGUUUCAUAUUAUAGUACAGAAGUAUGUUUUAACUGCAAAAAUGGUGGAGGGAUCAAAUAAUUCCGGUACAGUCAGUUGUGUUGUGCUGAUUUAACAAUUAUUGAUUUUCAAACAUUCCUGAUUCCUGGAAAAACACCAAUCACUUUUCCAUCCCUUGUUGUUCUGCAGAAGCUAAAGCAAACGGAGCGAAAUAAAAUGUCACACGGACAAAAGUGAGAUUAGUCAUGAUGAUGUUGCUGCUGUGCUGUGAGUGACACGUCAGCUGCAACACAACCUUUUCUCUCAGUGGUCACCAACUCCCUUUUAUUGAAUCAAAACAAAUUUUCCUGAGCACUUACACAUGUCAAAUGCUCUUGACAUUUGAAGUAAGGUCAUAAAUAACUGCAGUUUUUAAUCAUUAUCAUUCAUUGCCUUCACAUGCUUAUUGUCAUUGAACUCCCGCUUGAAUUAAAUAGAUUUCUAUAUUAAUACAGCAUUCAGCUUUCAACACAGAGCAUAUCUAAUAUUUGCUUUUAUAUUAAAUGUUUUUAUAAAAUGUUUGGUUGCGAAACACACAAAAUAGUGUUUUCUGUACAUUUUGGUGUUUCACUUUAAAACAACUGAGCUGUGAACCUUUACUCUAUGUUAACAAGUACUUACAAGAUGAAU